UUUUUAUACUUUAUAGUACACGGAGCGUACUGAAAUUUCUGUAUUCGAAAGUACUCUUUGCGUUUUUGUGGGACUGUACUGCAUUCUUGUCAGAGCUGUGGGAUAUCUUAGCUCCUGCCGUCUUUACAACAAGUCUCCCUGUUCUUGUUUCCAACUGAACUCGCCAUGGCGGACAUUCAAACUCUCAAGGAUAUCGCCAACCGUCUGCGAAUCUACAGUAUCGAAUCAACGACAGCAGCCAAGUCUGGCCAUCCGACAUCAUGCAUGUCGGCAGCAGACAUCAUGGCGGUGCUUUUUCACCAUGAGAUGCGCUACGACGUGAGCAUUCCCCGUGGUGCCAACAAUGACCGCUUCAUCCUGUCCAAGGGACAUGCCGCUCCUAUCUUGUACGCAGCCUGGCAUGUGGCUGGCCACCCCGGAGUGACUCACGAUGACCUGCUGCAGCUCAGGAAGAUGGGACACAUUCUGGAGGGACAUCCCACUCCACGUAUUGAUUUCGUUGAUGUAGCCACCGGAUCUCUGGGACAGGGUCUGAGUGUUGCUGCUGGCAUGGCUUAUACCGGCAAGUACUUCGACAAGUCUGACUACCGUGUGUAUUGCAUGAUGGGUGAUGGCGAGUCUGCUGAGGGCAGUGUAUGGGAGGCUGCUGCCUUCGCUGGCCACUACAAGCUCAACAACUUGGUCGGCAUCAUCGAUGUCAACCGUCUUGGCCAGUCUGACCCCGCCGCUCUGCAGCACGACACUGAGGCUUACAAAAUGCGUCUGCAGUCGUUCGGCUGGAAUGCCAUUGUUGUGGAUGGCCAUGACAUCGCUGCUCUCGUGGAGGCAUUCAAGCAGGGCCGUGACUGCACCGACAAGCCAACAGCGCUCAUUGCCAAGACGUUCAAGGGCUACGCUCAUGACAACGCCGCCGCUGGCAUCUCCGAUGAAUUGAACUGGCACGGCAAGCCACUGGGUGACCGCGGUGCCGAGAUCAUUGCCAAGAUCAAGGAGAACACCAACAUGGAAGCUUUCAUUGCUCCAGCCAAGCCAACCAGCACUCUCAGUGAGAAUGAGGAUGCCGAGAUCAAGUUGUCCGCUCCACCAGCCUACGGUGCUGAUGAAAAGGUUGCGACACGUGUUGCCUACGGCACAGCGCUGAAGAAGCUGGGUCAGAGCAGCAACCGCAUUGUGGCCAUGGACGGCGACACCAAGAACAGCACUUUCGCCAUCACCUUCCAGAAGGAGUUCCCCGACCGCUUCAUUGAGUGCUUCAUUGCUGAGCAGAACCUUGUCGGCGUUGCCACUGGCUGUGGAUGCCGCAAGCGCACCAUUCCGUUUGCCAGCACCUUUGCUGCUUUCUUCUCUCGCGCCUAUGACCAGAUCCGAAUGGGUGCCAUCUCGCAGGCUAACAUCAAGCUGGUCGGCUCUCAUGCCGGUGUCUCCAUUGGUGAGGACGGUCCAUCUCAGAUGGCUCUUGAGGAUCUGGCCAUGUUCCGUAGCAUUCCUACUGCCACCGUGUUCUACCCGUCCGACCCAGUGUCCAUGGAGCGUGCUGUGGAGUUGGCCGCCAACACCGAAGGCAUUGUCUUCAUCCGCAGCAGCCGCCCCGCUCUGCCACUCAUCUACACUGACAUGAACGAGACCUUUGCUGUUGGCAAGAGCAAGGUGGUGAAGUCCACUGAGAGCGACAAGGCCUUGCUUAUCGGUGCUGGCGUCACGCUGGCGGAAGCCGUCAAGGCACACGACACCCUGGCUGCCGAGGGCAUCAAUGUGCGCGUGCUCGAUGUCUUCUGCGUCAAGCCCAUUGACAAGGAGCUCAUCAUCUCUUCUGCCCGUGCAGCUGGAAACAGAAUUAUCACUGUGGAGGAUCAUUAUCGCGAGGGCGGUAUUGGAAGUGCUGUUGCUGAGGCUGUGUGCGAAGAAGCCGGCAUCACACUGCAGAUCCUGGGUGUCAGCCGUGUGCCUAGCAGUGGACCCGCCGCUGUUCUCAUUGAUGAGCACGGUAUCUCAGCUGCCAAGAUCAUCGCUGCUGUCAAGAAAUCCAUGGCUUAGAGACCAGUGGCCUUUUGCUCUGUGGCACGUAGGGUCUCUCUUUCUAUUUGUUACAAAAAAAGAUUUUCACACUUCUUGCUUUGAAGUUGUUCAGCACCUUUUUGCUCUUGUUUCCUAAGCUUUCCGGUGUUUGUGCCAGUCACCGGUGACCAUGGUGACCACUAAGCAAUUUCAUUGGGUUGCCAUUUUACUUUACUUUCCUUCAUAUUCUUCAUGUUUACUCCUAGGAAUGCGUGCUCCUCUCCUCUCACCUUUUCACGAUUCACGACUACCUCGUACCCAGUCCUGCUGUGAUCUGGUAUGUAGGGUUAGGGACGGCUGCAUAUUGCUGCACAGCUUUCUUUUUAUUCCCGUACUUAAGAAUAGCAGAUCUCAAGAAGGAA
Molecule: messenger RNA, 2417 nt
Organism: Sycon ciliatum
Lineage: Eukaryota; Metazoa; Porifera; Calcarea; Leucosolenida; Sycettidae
Product: transketolase-like
Exons: 11
Coding region: 166-2034 (622 amino acids)
Molecular function (GO): thiamine pyrophosphate binding; transketolase activity
Source: RefSeq, a predicted model, not a curated record